This is a messenger RNA of Frankliniella occidentalis (western flower thrips), 1955 nucleotides long. It is a transcript of the gene CCT8, whose product is annotated as T-complex protein 1 subunit theta. Gene Ontology annotation, cellular component: chaperonin-containing T-complex. The coding region runs from base 117 to 1757 and encodes 546 amino acids. The record is from RefSeq and is a predicted model, not a curated record. Gene Ontology annotation, biological process: protein folding. NCBI's taxonomy places the organism in Eukaryota, Metazoa, Arthropoda, Insecta, Thysanoptera, Thripidae. Gene Ontology annotation, molecular function: ATP hydrolysis activity; ATP-dependent protein folding chaperone; ATP binding. The transcript is spliced from 10 exons.
CGGACCCCUCGUUCAUUGUCAGGUGCGGCAGCCGUGUGGUGUGGUGUGAUUGAAGUUUUGAUUACUUCAGUAAUUUUAGUUAAAGUACUCAGUAUUGUUUUAUCUUCUCCAUCGUCAUGGCUUUGCACGUACCGAAGGCGCCGGGCUUUGCCCAGAUGAUGAAAGAAGGAGCUCGGCAUUUCUCUGGUUUGGAAGAGGCUGUUUAUCGUAACAUAGGUGCCUGCAAAGAGUUUGCCAAGACAGUUCGCACUGCCUAUGGCCCCAAUGGUAUGAAUAAGAUGGUGAUUAACCACAUUGAGAAGCUCUUUGUGACCAGUGAUGCUGGCACAAUUAUUCGGGAAUUAGACGUUGAACAUCCAGCUGCUAAGCUUAUGGUGUUAGCAGCUCAGAUGAUGGAACAAGAAGUUGGAGAUGGCACAAAUUUUGUCAUUAUCUUUUGUGGUGCGCUUUUAGAAGGAGCAGAGGAAUUGCUGCGCAUGGGUUUGACACCUUCUGAAAUAUCUGAAGGUUUUGAACUAGCCCUCGAUAAAGCUCUUGAGGUCCUUCCUUCUCUUGUUGUUGAUAAAGUUGAGGAUGUGAGAAAUGAGGCUCAGGUCAUGAAGGCCCUCAGAACUGCUAUUAUGAGCAAACAGUAUGGCCAAGAGGAUUUCAUUUCACAGCUUAUUGGAAAAGCCUGCAUUUCUGUCUUGCCUGAAGGUGGUUCUUUCAAUGUCGAUAAUGUUCGAGUAUGCAAAAUUCUGGGCUCGGGGCUUAAUAACUCAUCAGUUGUUCAAGGCAUGGUAUUUAAGCGCCAGGUUGAAGGUGACAUCAGCAAAAAAACUAAAGCAAAAAUUGUUAUCUACACCUGUGCAAUUGACAUAAUGCAAACAGAAACCAAGGGUACAGUGUUGAUUAAAAAUGCUGAUGAACUGAAGAACUUCUCUAGAGGUGAAGAGAGUAUGCUAGAAAGUCAAAUCAAGGCUAUAGCUGAUGCUGGAGCUGAUGUUGUAGUUGGUGGUGCCAAGUUUGGUGAUAUGGCUCUCCACUACUUGAAUAAGUAUGGCCUGAUGGGUGUCCGUCUUACCAGCAAGUGGGAUCUUCGUAGGCUUUGCAAGGCUGUUGGUGCCACAGCGUUGCCCCGAAUGACUGCGCCCACUAAGGAGGAGUUGGGUUAUGCUGAUAUUGUUUGUGUUGAUGAAGUUGGUGACACAGAUGUAGUUGUAUUCCGCUUGGAAGGAAAGGAAUCACGUGUGUCAACUAUUGUUGUUCGCGGUGCUACCAAUAAUUACAUGGAUGAUGUAGAAAGAGCUAUUGACGAUGGAGUAAACACAUUCAAAGGUGUCUCUAAGGACGGGCGUUUGGUAGCGGGUGCUAGUGCAACAGAGAUUGAGCUUGCCAGACAAUUGACGUCGUAUGGUGACACUAGACCUGGUCUUGAACAGUAUGCUGUCAAGAAAUUUGCUGUUGCCCUGGAAGGGUUUGCCAAAAUUUUAGCUGAAAAUACUGGUGUGAAAGCCAAUGAACUUGUCUCCAAACUUUAUGCUGCCCAUGAGGAAGGUCAAAAAACAGCUGGGUUUGACAUCAAUGCUGAAACUGCUAGUGUGUGUGAUGCUGUCACGGCAAACAUUCUAGACCUCUACUUAACCAAAAUGUGGGGUAUGAAAUAUGCAACCAAUGCCGCCUGCACUAUUUUGAAAGUUGACCAAAUUAUUAUGGCCAAGAGGGCAGGGGGACCUAGACCCCCCCAGCAAGGUGGUGCUGACAAUGACGAAGACUAAAUGUUUAGUUCAGAAAUAUACACUUCACCUUCAUGUUAACUUGCUAUUGCUAUUUAUUCUGGGCCUCUUAUCUAAAUUGUUACAUGAAUUAUCAUCCAUGAUACAUGUGUGCCUUCACCCAGUGCUUCAUAAGACUCUGUUUACAAUGCGUUUGUGAUCUAACUUUUAUAGAAUAAAUCAACUACUUACAUUUAUUAA